Molecule: messenger RNA, 639 nt
Organism: Penicillium malachiteum
Lineage: Eukaryota; Fungi; Ascomycota; Eurotiomycetes; Eurotiales; Aspergillaceae
Exons: 2
Coding region: 1-639 (212 amino acids)
Molecular function (GO): acyltransferase activity, transferring groups other than amino-acyl groups
Source: RefSeq, a predicted model, not a curated record
AUGGGACUCUCAGAAUCUCUGAAAAUAGAGCCUGUUACUGCAGGAGACAGAUCAGCCCUCGCUGAUCUGUGGCUCGUAGCAUUUUCGGACUCUCACUCAAGGCAGCUAUUCCCUGAUACGCCCGGAGUCCGGAAGUGGUUGGAAGGUGCCAUCUUCCAUGAUAUCGUUGAUCACCCAUUCCAGCAUUAUAUGAAGAUCAUAGACCCCAAAUCCAAGAAUUACAACGGUGGACCACCAAUAGUAGCAUAUGCAAAAUGGGACCUCUCUUUACCUGAGGAGCGGGGACCGCGCUACCCACCGUGGCAUGAGGAUAUGCCGAAGGAAUUGUGCGAAGCUUUUGUGGCGAGAGGAGAGAGCAAUAGAAGACGUAUUAUGGGCAAUACGAAGCAUAUCUUUGAAGUUCUGGACAUAGUUGUGACGCAUCCACAAUAUCAGCGACGAGGGGCCGCUUCUAUGCUUAUGAAAUGGGGAUGCGACCAGGCCGAUAUCAAAAGAGUAAGUGUCUAUCUGAGCGCAAGUGCCGAGGGCUCCGCAUUGUACGCAAAAUUCGGCUUUAUAGAUCAUGGUGUUCCUGGCCAAGGUGCAAUUCCAAUGGUUCGUCCAUGCCCAGGUGGCACGGUCGGGUUUGGGCGGAGUUAG